GUGAGUUAAACGCUUGUUAGCAGUUGUGACGGCCAUACCAAGUACUAUAUAUAUAUAAUCACCAACUGCCACUGGAGACAUCGUCUUUCGGAAUUCCACUACUGUCCAUUUCUACGAGGAGAUUUUACCCUGUUCAAUCGCUGCCCAGUGCAAGCUAGGCUGAUUCGACGAGCAGAUUCUAACUUAUUAAUAUAAGACAGAAUGGCUGUUGAGUUGAUGUGUUACGAAUCGAACCGAAUUCCUCGGGCAUAUGAAGACCCGGUCCUUAUAAAAGAUGACCGAGUGCUUCAUAAUUUGUUGACAACCGAGGAUAGAUAUCUGCCUACUCCCUCUUACUUCAGUUGUGUGCAAACGGACAUAAAACCUUACAUGAGGCGGAUGGUAGCGCAGUGGAUGCUAGAGGUAUGUGAAGAGCAAAGGUGCGAAGAGGAGGUGUUUCCAUUAUCCAUGAAUUAUUUAGACAGAUUUCUUUCACUUCGAGAUGUACAUAGGAGCAGACUACAGUUACUGGGAGCAUCUUGCAUGUUCUUGGCAUCCAAGUUAAAACAGACAUUGCCUCUGACAGCCGAGAAGUUGGUCAUAUAUACCGACAAUUCAAUUCAUCCAAGAGAAUUAAUGGAAAUGGAAUCGGUACUUCUGAAUAAAUUGAAAUGGGACUUAUCGGCUGUCACGCCUCACGAUUUUCUCGGACAAAUUUUACACAGACUUCCGUUCGACAAGCACAAGAAAGAAGCAAUGAAGAGACAUGCACAGACAUUUAUAGCCCUUUGUUGUACCGACCACACCUUCAUGAUGUACACUCCGUCUAUGAUUGCGGCCGGUAGCGUGGGGGCGGCGGCGCAUGGCUUGUCGUGCGGAUCACCGUCACAAGUACUGCAGUGGUUACAGCAGAUUACAGGCAUAGAAAUUGUGCUUGAUUUGGGUGCCCCUCCCGCAGGGCCGUCCACUGGAAUUGGGGUUGAUGGAAUGACUAUUUACGGCGUGUCAGAACAAAUUGAACAGGCACUGACGUCAAACCUGUCCAGCAGUUCACACCAGUCUUCACAGGUCAGUUCGCAAGAGGUGUCUCAACAAGAGGGAUUGUCGCCAAACAGGAUUCCCAACCCCAGCAACCAACAACACCUACAGACGUUCGUGAUAUUCACUACUGACUCUUAA
This is a messenger RNA of Liolophura sinensis, 1158 nucleotides long. RefSeq names its product G1/S-specific cyclin-D2-like. The record is from RefSeq and is a predicted model, not a curated record. Bases 202 to 1158 code for a protein of 318 amino acids. The transcript is spliced from 6 exons. NCBI's taxonomy places the organism in Eukaryota, Metazoa, Mollusca, Polyplacophora, Chitonida, Chitonidae.